Molecule: messenger RNA, 1987 nt
Organism: Heteronotia binoei (common prickly gecko)
Lineage: Eukaryota; Metazoa; Chordata; Lepidosauria; Squamata; Gekkonidae
Gene: RASGEF1B
Product: RasGEF domain family member 1B
Exons: 14
Coding region: 41-1459 (472 amino acids)
Biological process (GO): positive regulation of GTPase activity; Ras protein signal transduction
Cellular component (GO): plasma membrane
Molecular function (GO): guanyl-nucleotide exchange factor activity
Source: RefSeq, a predicted model, not a curated record
GGCCAAUGAGAAGUCUUUAUUUGACAGCAGAAAAGAAAACAUGCCUCAGACGCCUCCCUUUGCCACGAUGUUUGACAGCAACGGUUACAACCGGAACCUGUACCAGUCGAAAGAAGACAGCUGCGGAGGCCUGUAUUACCAUGACAACAACUUGCUGUCGGGAUCCUUGGAAGCCCUCAUCCAGCACUUAGUGCCCACCGUCGAUUACUACCCUGAUAGAACCUACAUAUUCACCUUUCUGCUCAGCUCCCGGCUCUUUGUGCACCCCUAUGAGCUGAUGGCGAAAGUUUGCCAGCUGUGCAUCGAGCAGCAGAGGCUUGCGGAGCCGGCAGCUGAUAAAAAUCGGUUACGGAAGAUCGCCCCCAAAAUUCUGCAGUUGUUAACAGAGUGGACAGAGACGUUUCCUUAUGAUUUUCGAGAUGAGCGAAUGAUGAGGAAUCUAAAAGAACUGACCCAUCGGAUAGCCAGUGGAGAUGAGAUGUACCGGAAAAACGUUCAGCAGGUCACCCAGAGUCUCAUUAGAAAGCUGGCCUCGCUCAGCCAGUACGAAGAAGUGCUUGCAAAGAUCAACGCCAGCUCGACGGACAGGCUGACGGUGCUGAAGACCAAACCCCAGGCCAUCCAGCGGGACAUCGUCACUGUCUGCAGUGACCCCUACGCUCUGGCCCAGCAGCUGACCCACAUAGAACUGGAGAGGCUCACCUACAUUGGACCGCAAGAAUUUGUCCAAGCUUUUGUACAGAAGGAUCCCCUGGACAACGAUAAGAGCUGCUACGGCGAUCGGAAGAAGACUCGGAACCUGGAAGCGUAUGUGGAAUGGUUCAACAGGCUGAGCUACUUGGUGGCCACAGAAAUCUGCAUGCCUGUCAAGAAGAAACACAGAGCAAGGAUGAUAGAGUUUUUCAUCGAUGUGGCCCGGGAGUGUUUUAACAUUGGCAACUUCAACUCUUUAAUGGCCAUCAUUUCUGGAAUGAACAUGAGUCCUGUCUCUCGACUGAAGAAAACCUGGUCCAAAGUCAAGACGGCCAAGUUUGAUAUCCUUGAGCAUCAAAUGGAUCCUUCCAGCAAUUUCUACAAUUACCGCACGGCUCUCCGCGGAGCAGCUCAAAGGUCCUUGACAGCUCACAGCAACAGAGAGAAGAUCGUGAUCCCUUUCUUCAGCCUGCUUAUCAAGGACAUUUACUUCCUCAACGAAGGCUGCGCCAACCGUCUUCCCAACGGCCACGUCAAUUUCGAGAAAUUCUGGGAACUGGCUAAACAAGUGAGUGAAUUCAUGACAUGGAAACAAGUGGAGUGCCCUUUCGAGAGAGACCGGAAGAUCCUUCAAUAUCUGCUCACCGUCCCAGUCUUCAGUGACGAUGCGCUGUACUUGGCUUCCUACGAGAGCGAAGGGCCUGAGAAUCACAUUGAAAAGGACAGAUGGAAGGCUCUGAGGUCAACUCUUCUUGGAAGGGUCUAACACACGACUGGCUUUCUGCUCCAGCUGCUGCUGUUACGGGGAUGAUUACGAAGGGCCAUUAUUUACAUCCCUUAUUUAUUUCCCUCCCUCCUCCUCCUUUUAAAGCCAGUGACUUUUUUUUAAAGUUGUGAGGAUUGUGCAGCUGGGUAAGGCACGUCAAGAUGAACAAAGAGACUGACUCCUCAAACCUGAUGGAUCAUCAGAUUUUGCAAUUAUUAUUUUUUUGUUAUGACCGAUUGAUCAAAGACGGUAGCAAGGAAAACUCUUUUGAAGAUCUGACUUUUUUUUUUCCUUUUGAGCCCUUUUGAAACACCUGGAUGAAUUUCCCUGCCCUCGCCCUGUCGAUCCUUUGAUGUCUUACGGCCUGCUGCUACUUGUGUUUUCCAGUGCGAAUGCUGGAUUCUCUAGCACAGUUUCACUUCCAUGCUUGGAAUGCCAAUUUUGACUCUUUCCUGUUUCCAGCGAGGAACGCAAAGGAAGAUACCCUCUUGCUGAACCGAUCUAGGAACUUGUCUUUCCUCCCAUUAG